Molecule: messenger RNA, 1520 nt
Organism: Trametes versicolor FP-101664 SS1
Lineage: Eukaryota; Fungi; Basidiomycota; Agaricomycetes; Polyporales; Polyporaceae
Product: phosphatidylserine synthase 2
Exons: 15
Biological process (GO): phosphatidylserine biosynthetic process
Molecular function (GO): L-serine-phosphatidylethanolamine phosphatidyltransferase activity
Source: RefSeq, a predicted model, not a curated record
CGAUGUCGCAGGCGGAGGACCCCGCGCUCUCGUCAUCGUCCCCCUUGACAUCACCCGUCGACGAGUCCGACAACCCGCUGUCGCACCCCCUCGAUGCUGAAGAACCGCUCCCGGGGCUGGAUGGGACGCCUGUGCGAUGGUUUGAUGCGGACCGCAAGGAGCCAUAUACCCACAUCACCCCCUUCCAGGAGCAGAAUGACACCAGCGUCGAGUUUUUCUACAAGCCAAUCACUUUGACCGCGCUCGGAAUAGCCCUGGCCGUCCUGGCAUAUGUCGCGAUGACGCAGGAUGUACUGAAGGAGGGCGAGGAGAAGAAACGGAUCGGUAUCUACGCGUCAAUCGCGUCAUUCAUCCUCUUCUCGAUGAUACAGUUCCGCGACGGUCCGUUCGUUAGACCCCACCCAGCGUUCUGGAGAGUUGUGCUGGGCAUCAACCUCUUGUACGAGGGCGCGAUGGUCUUCCUGCUCUUCCAAGAUGUCGACUCCGCGCGGUCCAUGAUGAAAUUCCUCGAUCCGUCGCUGGGCAAGCCCCUGCCGGAGAAGAGCUACGCCGAGAACUGUGACCUCACCGUCCAGAAUGUAUGGAAUGCGAUAGAUAUUUUCUGCUUGGCGCAUGCGCUCGGGUGGUUUGGCAAGGCCUUGAUCCUCCGUGACUACUGGUUCUGCUGGAUUCUUAGUAUUGCUUUCGAAUUCGCGGAGUACAGCCUUCAACACCAGCUGGCCAAUUUUGCGGAGUGCUGGUGGGAUCAUUGGAUACUCGACGUCCUGGUCUGCAACUGGCUCGGGACGUAUCUCGGGAUGAAAACGUGCCAGUACUUCGAAGUCAAGCACUACAUCUGGCGGGGGUUCCGCCAGACGCGAGGCAUCCGCUCGAAGACCAAGCGCGUCAUCAGUCAAUUCUCACCGCACGAUUGGACGACGUUCAAGUGGGAGGGAACUGCGUCGUUCGGCCAUUACUUCACGGUCGUACUGCUUUUGGCGGUGUUCCUAGCGGCUGAAUUGAACCCUUUCUACCUCAAGGCGCUGCUAUGGAUGGAACCCGACCAUCCGUUUGUAAUUGCGCGUUUAGUGGGAGUCUUCCUCUGCGCCCUCCCUGCCGUGCGAGAGCUGUUCCAGUACGUGAACGACCCGAGGAGGGCCGUGCGAAUGGGACAGCACGUCUGGCUGCUGCUGGCCACGAUUGGCACGGAGCUGCUGGUGAUUGCGAAGUGGAGCCAAGGACAGUUCCCUGAGCCGCUGCCUACACGCGUGCGCUGGGCCUGGUCGAUUGGCGCUUUCCUGCUGGUUCUGUAUCCCACUGUUCGGUUCGGUGUCCCGGCGGCGAGGCGAUAUCUACGCCACCACCAACGUAAUGCGAAAGCGAAAGCAGCGUGACGCCACCGAGGGUGAUGAUGGGCUGCGCUGCAGCAGCUGCCCGGGCGUGGAGGCAAUUGUAAUGCGCAGGAGAAGGGCUUGUGCGCUGGUGUACCAAGAGGUUCGGUUGUAUUAACUUACCGUCUAUUCUAAUGCCAGGCACGAGGC